GUGUGAGUGUGUGAAUGCGUGUGUGAGUGUCUGUGUGAGUGAGCCGCGAGCGAGCGAGUGUGGCCGCCGCGGAGCGCGAGCAGGACCGGCGGCGCGGCCCCAGCCUCUGUCGCCGCCAGCACCAUGUCGGGCAGGUCGGUUCGAGCCGAGACCAGGAGCCGGGCCAAAGAUGAUAUCAAGAGGGUCAUGGCGGCUAUCGAGAAAGUGCGCAAAUGGGAGAAGAAGUGGGUGACCGUGGGUGAUACGUCCCUACGAAUCUACAAGUGGGUCCCUGUGACGGAGCCCAAGGUUGACGAGGAAAGAGGACAGAGCGCCACACUCCUGGAAGGCACGUCUGGCUCCUGCCCACGGCUGCGCUUUGUACAUUAUCAGGUGCUGCGUAAACGCCGGAAAAACAAAAACAAGAAGAAGGGCAAGGACGAGAAGUGUGGCUCAGAGGUGACCACUCCAGAGAACAGCUCCUCCCCAGGGAUGAUGGACAUGCACGAUGACAACAGCAACCAGAGCUCCAUAGCAGACGCCUCCCCCAUCAAACAGGAGAACAGCAGCAACUCCAGCCCUGCUCCAGAGCCCAACUCGGCCGUGCCCGGUGAUGGUGCAGAAGCCAAGGUGGAUGAGACCCAGGCUGAUGGGAAGGAGCACCUCGGGGCUGAAGAUGCCUCUGACGAGCAGAACUCACAGUCUUCGAUGGAAAACUCCAACAGUUCAGAGAAAGUGGAAAGGCAGCCAUCUGGCGAUGCGGGUCUUGCCACAGACACAUCAGCCAUCUCUCAGGUACCUCGAUUGAGGCCACAGAGGGGCAGCCAGCCCGGCCCGGAGCCUGUUGGGGUGUUGGGGGAUUUGGAAGGAGUGCCACCCUCGAAAAAGAUGAAACUGGAGGCUUCCCAACAAAACUCCGAGGAGAUGUAGACAUUAGAUGAAACGCUGGGACCCACGCUCACGGAAGCUACGUCGGCAGGCUUAAUUCUAGAACCCCUGCACCCAAGCGGUUCCUCGUGGGUGCGAACAGAACUACUAACUCUUCAAGUUUACCAAGAGUAAAUCCCAGAAGACCUGGAACGGCGUCACUUCUCGGACACUGAAGAACUCUGCUGUGAAGCAAAACACUCGAACUUUUUGAGUUGCUGUCCUUGGGAAGGGGAGCCGACUGCUCAGGAGUGUCCGUCUGUCUGUCUGCACACUGUCUCCGAAGCCAAGACUCCAUUUGUGUUGCUGCUGUAUCCCACCCCCCCGCCCCCGCCGACCUCUCUAUUUAACGAUAUAAGCUGUUGGAGGGGGUGCUGGUCAGGAAGCCCCUUCUCGUCGGGGCUUUUCACUGUCCAGCCAGUUCUGUCUGCUUUCGUUUUUCGUGCCUUGUGCCCUUGAGGUGACCUCUGGCCUGUUUCCUGGUUGUUUUUGCAUCUCCUUUUGCAAAGUGCCCUCUUGGUUUUGUUGCAGUGAUGGCGGCGGCCACCGUUCUCACGUCUCUUACCCGCCUGCUUUAGGACUUCGAACGGAGCAGAGCAGGCAGAGAGGAGAGGAGACGGGGAAACUGAGGCUGGGGAGGAGCAGGAAGCUCCUGGCCUGCUCAUUUCCAAGUGCGAGGCCUUCGGUGAGCCCCGAGCCUGGGGUGGGGCAGCACCAGCCUCCAAGGCCCUGAAGGUUGCAGGUGUCAGGGCACAGUCCCCAAGGUCUGGCCUCCUCGGUGCAGGCUGGGCACAUGAGUUGCUCUCCCUUGCUUGGGGCAGUUGAGGUCGGGGUUUCCAAGCCCCUCUUUGGCCAGACUGACAUGCAGAGCCCCUAGAUUUUCUGGCACUUGGACCCUACGUCCCCCACCAUCACCACUUCCUCCCAGACCUCCGAAGAUGAGAUGGCUUCUCUGACUGGCUGCAAGAGUGUCUUCUUCCAGUGACCCCAGGCUGGGGACAGAGUGCAGGACUAGCUGGUGCUGAACUUUCUCAUAGGACAUUGUUUGGGUUUCAAACCCAGAGUAACCCGCUGCCCUCUGUUCCCCUUCACCCUGCCCUCCCCCUGGCAGGUGGCCGAAACGGCUCGCUUCUGCUUCUUGUUCCUGUUCCUCAGAGUGAACAAAGGGGUUGUUCCCAGAACGUGCUGAAGGACCUCCAGCAGGGAGUGGGCCUUGGUAGACAGGCCUCAAAGGCCACAAACAAGGCACCAAGCAAUCGAAAAGAUUUGCACUCUCUCUAGAAAGGAGUGACCGAAUCCCCCCUGCCACCAUCUCUGUCCCGCCUGCCUGGGAACAGCUGCUUCUCACAAAAAUGGAGCUGCCCCUUGAACGAACUGCCCAACUGUGGUUCUGAGGCCUGGUUUCCUCUUAACUAAUCUACGGACUCCUCGGACCUUAAACCUUUUCCUGAGCAUUCUUCACUGCACUGGAGUUCCAAGUCCCUUUAAGUUGUGUGUUAUUCGGGGUGGGGGGCUGCGGGUUUGGUUGGUUAGUUUUUUGUUUUGUUUUGUUUUGUUUUUGCUAAAUGGUGCAUUAUUCAGGUACCACCUUCGUCG
Molecule: messenger RNA, 2502 nt
Organism: Loxodonta africana (African savanna elephant)
Lineage: Eukaryota; Metazoa; Chordata; Mammalia; Proboscidea; Elephantidae
Gene: BCL7A
Product: BAF chromatin remodeling complex subunit BCL7A
Exons: 7
Coding region: 124-909 (261 amino acids)
Source: RefSeq, a predicted model, not a curated record